UCAAGAAAGGCGGGGAGGGGCGAGCCGGCGGCCACCACCGCCCACGCCAGCCGAGGCAUGUAUUGAGCGAGGGCCGGGCCGGGCGCCGCCACUGGCGGGGCGGAGAAACGGAGGCGCGAGGGAGGGAAGGAAGGAGCCUCCAGCUCCUCCCCGCUGCCGCGAACGUGGCAGCCCCGAGAGGCGGCUCCUGCUGCUCCUGCCGGCGCUUCGCCACCCGCCAUUUUAGACCGCGGAGCUCGCGAAGGAGCCCCGCAAGCGGCGGCAGCGGCGACCCCUCCUCCUCCCACUCCCGCCCCUGAGGCCUGUGUCUGGCACCUUCACUGUACAGUAUAUUGUUUGCUGAAGCUGCACCUCUUCACCCUGGCGUUUGACACUUGAGAGCUGUGUGUUGCUGAAGGAAAAUGAUGGAAGAGACCGGUAUAGAGACCACUCCACCUGCAACACCUCCUCCAAGCACAGCAGGGGCUGCUGUCGCUCCCGCCGCCACCACCACCCCUGUCUCAUUAGCUUUCCCUUCUCCCUCCUCGUUUCCUUCGCAAGCACCAUUUUCCUCACCUUUGCUGCCUGCAGGGUCCUCGCUUCCCUCGACGACAGCGCCCCCAGCUCCUAUGCCCUUUGUGCCUCCUGCAGCCCUUUCAACUGGUGCAUCCCUUGGAACCUCCAACCCACACUCGAUGCCUCCUCCAAUCACGGCGGCUUUCAGCAGCCCCCUUCCCAAGUUCUCUCCGCCUCCACCCCUCAGUUCUCCUCCGGGCCCUCCCCUGCUUUCUGCUCCUCCAGCUGGCCCUCCCAUUUCAGGAUUUUCUAUUGCCUCAACCCAUGACAUUACCAAAGGCCAUGCUGGGCGAGCACCACAGACGCCCCUGAUGCCCUCAUUUUCUGCACCUUCUGUCACAGGUGUCUUGACAAGCCCUGCAUCACAGCAGAUCUCUGUGCCAUCCCCACUAGCAUCUGGCUUUGGAACCGGCUCUUCUAUUACUUUCCCAGAGGAACAUGAAGACCCCAGGGUGGUUGGCAUGCAGAAUGAUGCAUCUCCUGGAGGAUUGUGGAGCUUUAUCAAAGGUGUGGCUGGGAAUCCUAUGGUGAAAUCAGUGCUCGAUAAAACCAAACACUCAGUAGAGACUAUGAUCACGACUCUGGAUCCCGGCAUGGCACCGUAUAUCAAAUCUGGAGGAGAGUUGGACAUUGUUGUCUCCUCUACUAAAGAAGUCAAAGUUGCUGCUGUAAGAGAAGCUUUUCAGGAAGUUUUUGGAAUGGCCACAGUCACAGGAGAAGCUGGGCAGUCCAACAUUGCCCCACAGCCUGUUGGCUACGCAGCUGGAUUGAAAGGAGCCCAAGAAAGGAUUGACAGCUUGCGCAGGACAGGAAUCAUACAUGAGAAACAGCCUGCAGCGUCUGUUGAAAAUUUCAUUGCAGAAUUGCUUCCUGACAAGUGGUUUGAUAUUGGCUGCCUAAUUGUCGAAGAUCCAAUCCAUGGUAUUCACCUCGAGACAUUUACACAAGCAACACCAGUGCCUCUGGAAUAUGUGCAGCAGGCUCAAAGUCUAACUCCUCAGGAUUAUAACCUCAGAUGGUCAGGUUUGUUAGUGACAGUUGGCGAGGUGAUAGAGAAGAACUUACUGCACGUCAGCAGAACAGACUGGCAUGCAGCGUUCACUGGCAUGUCCCGUCGACAGAUGAUCUACAGUGCCGCCAAAGCUGUUGCAGGGAUGUACAAGCAGCGUUUACCACCACGGACCAUUUGAAAGGAAACAGACUCUUAGCACUGAAGAUGCCUCAUCCCUUAAGACUGGCAUUGAAAAGAAAUGAUUGCAACUUCAGCUAUUUGAUGGCCCUCUCAGCUCUACAAUCGACAUAUAAAGUUAAUUUUGUUUUAAAAGUGAUGGCAUCCUUGCAUAGAAAUGAACCAUUCUUAAUCCAGUCAUAUAAUUAAUUAGCUUCCAGAACCAGCAAGCACAUUUGUAGCGAGACUGGGAAAUACUGAAACGUAUUUGAAGUGAUGCAUUCCAUUCCAAACACCACAUAAAGGACGGGGAUUCUGAGGGCCUUCAGGUGCUGUUGGACUCCCCAUGGCCAGGAGCCCCAGCAGUACUACCGUGGCCAGUAGUCAGGAGUAAUGGGAGUUGUAGUCUGGCAACAUUCAGAGGGGCACAGAAUCCCCACCCUUGCUCUGAAGAGAUGUUCAACCAACGUUUAGUACUUGCUUUAACCAGCAUGUUAAUCAUUGCUGUAACAACAUCCUUGUUCAUGGCACCUAGGAUACGUUUGGAAUCUAAGGCCAGAGUAACUGACCUCUCAGCAUUACAGAUGUAGACAGAUCUGGCUAGACCUUCAAAGAAAGCAGCUUUAAAAGUCAGCAUGCAUGUAAAUUUACAGUUAAAAUGAUCUAUUUAUUUUAAAGCUAAGACAAAUCCCCAGAAAUCACUGAGCUUUUGCUGCAUUACAAUGAUAGACACAACAUUGUAAUCAUUCUUAGGUUAUUUUACAUACAACAUAAGAUAUAGGGCAUUACUGAACAGUUUAAACUGCAGGGCUAAAUAACAGGUAUUUUUAAAAGCUUAGUCUCCAACGUGCAAGAUAGUAUAUUACUUGUUUUAAUUUUUCUGAACACCAUUAUAGGCUAGUUCCUCUUGAAAUUGAUAGGAAAUCAUCUUCAAUGAGAUCUAGAUUAUAUUAUACAUGGUAUGAUCAGUACAUGAUAACAUCUCAGCAGUGUGGUACAAUAAAUCAACUGGAAUUUGUCUUGCUUAGCUUUCAGGGAUCAUUUUGUGUACACUAGGGACUACCGAAGGCUCUCACUGGGACAAGAAAAUGGAUGGCUAAUAUAGUAAACUAUUUUUUUCAAUGUAUAAUAGAUCCCAUAUCCAGUAUUUGUGUCUAUUUACCUCCAUUGCAAAUACUGCGCCAGAUUCUGUACUCAAAUACAGUCUAAUUCUGUUCAUGUUUAUGAACUGCUAAGGAA
Molecule: messenger RNA, 2962 nt
Organism: Rhineura floridana
Lineage: Eukaryota; Metazoa; Chordata; Lepidosauria; Squamata; Rhineuridae
Gene: PRRC1
Product: proline rich coiled-coil 1
Exons: 10
Coding region: 402-1745 (447 amino acids)
Biological process (GO): activation of protein kinase A activity
Cellular component (GO): cytoplasm
Molecular function (GO): protein kinase A regulatory subunit binding
Source: RefSeq, a predicted model, not a curated record